CCAAAAACUUUUUUUAAAAAAAAUGAACACUAACCAAACACCUCCCAACGCUAACCUCAAUCUCCUCCAAGUCUUCACUCGUGUGGAGCAUCGUCUUAUCAAUGUAGAGACGAAUCAAGCAAUCAUUCUGGACAAGCUCAGCCGGAUCCUAACAGCGCAAUCCCUAGUCGAGGUGCCAGUUGUCGAUGAAGCAAAACUUGCUGAGACGGUUGCCCUCAUUCCCCACCCAGUGGCCUCUGAAUACCAAGGAGAAGAUGGUGAAGAAAGCUAACAAGGAUGAUGUUGAGCGCCUUCUCCUUCAAGGCUACCACCAGUUUGAAGGUGGUGCUUUGAUCAAAGCCCAGACGGACAUCAAGCACAUCCGCGAACGUGUUGUGGUCGAUCUGGUGAAAAGAUUGCAGAAUCGUGCUGACAACAGCGUGACCCACUACUUUGCUAAGCUACAAAGCAAAGAUAGCAACUGGGCUAUUAGCCUUUUCAUGAACCUGGCAAAAAAGCAGGGCAUUGAUUUUGCUGUCUGCCAGGGCCAGUGGGCAGCUCGCCAUAUCCUCCAGGAAUGCUGGAAUAACUACGGCAGAUCCAGCAAGUCGAGAGCGGUUUCUAGAACCGGCUUCUGCUCUUCCUGCUUCUGCUUCUCUUCCUGUUUCCGCUUCUGCUUCUCUUCCUGCUUCUGCUUCUGCUUUUCUUCCUGCCCCUACCCCUGCCCAGUCCACGCAGUCUACCAAACGACGCCGUACGACAAAGCGGCUCGGAGCUGCUCUCCCCCACAAAAAUAAACAUAAUUAAAGGGAAGGGAAUUGAUACGGGCACGACAAGUUAUUUCCUUAUAUGUUCGGGGCACGACAAGCUCUAAUAAUAAAUAUGCUAUGUUACACAGAGCUGCAUAAUAGCUGACACUCUUGUGUUAAUUAUAGCAGAUGAGUGGUGUCGUGCCCGUAAGAAGCAUUGAUUUCUUGUUUCUUAUUUAUAAGUCUUCUGUUCAAAUUUGCUCAUAGAUCACAGCCAGAUUUUGAUA
This is a messenger RNA of Zychaea mexicana, 1015 nucleotides long. RefSeq lists its product as uncharacterized. Lineage: Eukaryota; Fungi; Mucoromycota; Mucoromycetes; Mucorales; Lichtheimiaceae. The transcript is spliced from 2 exons. The record is from RefSeq and is a predicted model, not a curated record. Bases 186 to 776 code for a protein of 196 amino acids.